This is a messenger RNA of Impatiens glandulifera, 1123 nucleotides long. RefSeq names its product bZIP transcription factor 11-like. The record is from RefSeq and is a predicted model, not a curated record. Gene Ontology annotation, biological process: positive regulation of DNA-templated transcription. Gene Ontology annotation, molecular function: transcription cis-regulatory region binding; DNA-binding transcription factor activity. The transcript has a single exon. NCBI's taxonomy places the organism in Eukaryota, Viridiplantae, Streptophyta, Magnoliopsida, Ericales, Balsaminaceae. The coding region runs from base 386 to 868 and encodes 160 amino acids. Gene Ontology annotation, cellular component: nucleus.
CUCCCAUUACCUCUUCCCCCUCUCCCUCCUCCCUUGGUUUUAAUUUCUCAGAUCCUUAAUUAAUUAAUGAUAAACUACGUACCAUUUUCAUGUCUCCGGUUCUAAGUGAAAUCCUUCGUUCUGGUUUUAUGAUCAAUUCUUCACUCCGGCGCAGGACCCAUCUUGUUCAAUCUUUCUCCGUCGUCUUCCUUUACUGGUUCUAUGUUUUCUCAUGAUCAACUCCUCUUUCCUUCCUUCACCGUUUAAUUACUUAUUUAAUUAUUUACUUAACCGCCCCCACCCCCACCCCUUUCUUCUUCUUCAUUAAUAUUGUAAAUCUAUCAAAUAUCUACUAGAUUAAUUAUUAAUUAAUUAAUUAAUUAAUUAGUACCCUUUUAAAUUAAAUAUGGCGUCUUCAAGCGGGAACUCAUCAUUGUUAUCGUCUCCGAUUCAUCAACAACACUCUGGCUCGGAUGAGAGGAAGAGGAAGAGAAUGCAAUCGAACCGGGAAUCAGCUCGGCGAUCCCGCGUCAGGAAACAGAAGCAUUUAGACGAUCUCAUGGCUAAGGUGAACCAGCUCCGGCGAGAAAACAGUCAGAUCCUCACCGCCAUUACCCUCACCACUCAACAUUUCCUCAAAGUAGAGGCAGACAACUCGAUCCUACACGCUCAGAUGACCGAGUUGACUCACCAACUCCAUUCACUCAACGACAUUCUCACCUACAUGAACAACACCGGAACCAACACCGCCGCCUCCGCCGUCCUCCAAGGAGAUGAUUUUGUCACUACCACCGCCUCCGCCGCUAAUGCGUUGUUGAACGUGGAUCCGUGGAAUAUGAUGUAUUUCAAUCAACCCAUAAUGGUCUCUCAAGAUCUGUUUCAACAUUGAUGAUCACUCUUUCUUUUUCACAAAAGGGUAUUAUUGUCUUUUCUUAUAAUUAAUUAAGAUAGUUAUUAUUAUUAAUAAGAUCAUUAUUGUUAUUUUCUAGUGUUUUAGAUAUAAUAAUUAAGAAAUAUUAUGCUUUGGCUAUGAUUGAUAUAUAAAGAUCACAUAUUGAGGGGUUAUAUUGGUAAUUUAAGUCCAUGGAAAGGUUGUUAAAGUGGGACAUGACUUUCAUUUUUUGUUUUAAGUUAUUGAUAGAUA